AAAGGCAUUGUAAGCUCAGCUGAUUAUCAAAACAAGUUGCAAAAUUUAUUAUUAAUUUUAUUCUUUAGUUAAUUUGAAUUUUUAAACUAUUUCAACAGAAAUACAUGAAAUAUUAAGGUUUUAAAAAAAUGUUACUCAUAUAAUUCAAAAGGGUUUAUAAAUUAGAAUUUCAAGUAAAAUGUGUUUUAGUGCGGGAAAUUUAGAUUUUUAAACUUUUGGUAUUGGGCGAUUGUAGAUUCUUCGUUUAGAUUGGAAUAGAAAUAAUACUAUUGGUGGGGUAUUUGUUUUUGUGCCAAUAAACCCUUGAGUGUAAAUUUGCUUUUAGAUAUGCAGGGUAAAGUCUGAACUUUUAUUUUAAGUGAGUAAUGAGAUAUAUAUUUGAAUAGUCAUGAGCUCUUGGAGGUUAUGGAGUAGAUUAUUACCUCGCCCAACAAAUUAUCAUAACGUUGUGAAAAUUAUGGCUGCCUCUUUAUUCGUGCUUGGCUCUAAAGCCAACGAAAAUGGACUUGUUUUAUAUUCUCAUGGUUAUUCAUUUUACUCUCAAAAGGUAAUUAUGGCAAUGAACGAGAAAAAAUUGAAAUUUGAAAUAGCACCUGUGGACAUCACGAAAGGGGUCCAAUAUGAACCUUGGUUUCUGGAAAUCAAUCCAAGAGGUGAAGUACCGGUUUUGAAAGAUGGCAUCAAAAUAAUUCCAGACUCGUCCAGAAUAAUUGAUUAUCUUGAAGACAACUUCAGCAAUGGUGAUACUCCAAAACUGAUGCCCACCGAUAAAGGACCGCAAGUCAGACAGAAGAUUGAACACCUCCGUAAAAUCAUUGACAAGUUGCCAGCUAAUGUGAUCACCAUGGGAUCUUUUCUGCACCCUGAAUUUGCUCCUGAUCCCAAAAUGCCAUUCAUAAAGCCUGUUCGAGCUCAUCUUUCUAGUGCGGACGAAAAAGCUAGUGAUAUGUUGAGAGGUCUAGCGGAUAAGUAUCCUGAAAAGAAGGAUGUCUUCCUCAAAAAAGCUGAAGCACAUGAUCACAACAGAGCAAAAAUUGUACCCAAAGAAGGCUUCCAAAGCCUUUUGAAUGAUGUCGAUAUUGUUCUACAAGAAGUUGAAAAAGAACUCGAAAGUCACGCAGGUGAUGACAAAAUGUGGCUGUGCACAGACUCAUUUACAAUCGCCGACGUAGCUCUGACAAUCCUGUUGGACCGGCUGUAUUUGCUUGGUUUGGAAUCUUACUUUUGGACGAAUGGCAAGAAGAAGAAUAUUGAGUUGUAUUACGCACGAGUGCAGCAGCGCGAGUCCUACAAGCAAACAGUUCCCGACCUCUGCUACCAUUUGAAAACAUUUGUCAUGUCUCAGCUGAACACCAUUUUGGGCGUGGUUGGAGCCAGUUCAGCGGUUGUUGCUUUAUGCGGCAGCAUUAAGUUUUGGCAGAGAAAUAAGUAGUCAGUUUUCCACAAGAAAAUGCUCAAAAAAUGAUAGCCAUUUUACUUAGUUUUCGACUACCAAUGUCUGAUAACAAACUUAAUAAUUUUUAGAUUCCUCGAGGUGAUUGUUGGCUAUAUGCAGAUUUACAACUAACAUUUGUAUUGAAAAUCUAGUUUGAAGACUGAUACUAUACCAAACUCUAACUACUGUAUACCAAACUAUAUUUAUUUCAAUUAAAAUUAAAACAAAAUA
Messenger RNA from Nilaparvata lugens (brown planthopper), 1666 nucleotides. RefSeq names its product ganglioside-induced differentiation-associated protein 1 (gene Gdap1). The record is from RefSeq and is a predicted model, not a curated record. Gene Ontology annotation, cellular component: mitochondrial outer membrane. Gene Ontology annotation, biological process: mitochondrial fission; mitochondrial fusion. The coding region runs from base 389 to 1432 and encodes 347 amino acids. NCBI's taxonomy places the organism in Eukaryota, Metazoa, Arthropoda, Insecta, Hemiptera, Delphacidae. The transcript has 5 exons.